This is a messenger RNA of Psylliodes chrysocephalus, 2472 nucleotides long. The record is from the annotation of a GenBank genome assembly. NCBI's taxonomy places the organism in Eukaryota, Metazoa, Arthropoda, Insecta, Coleoptera, Chrysomelidae.
AAAAUUUAUAUAAUAUUAAGCUCAAUAUUUACCUGUAAAGGAGCAUUUUGAAUAAACGCCGUAGUGUCUACUACGAGAUAGUUAACAGAUUUUGCUGAAGUCUGGCUCAUUUUAUUGAAACAAGUUAGAAGAUACACGUUUUUUAUGGCCUGAUCCCAAAGGAUUAUUCAUAACCACGUUUUUUGGGAAUUUAUUACAUGAAAAAAAGGUGUAUUCUCGUGUGUCUGCCUGACCAUGUCAAGAAGAAGACGACUUUGUUUUGAUGAUUCUUCUUCUUCCAAUAUUAAAAUCAAAAUGUCAAAAAUGAAAAAUAAAUAAAGACUUUUGUGGUAGCAAGUGAUUCUAGUUUAUUAACUUUACAUUUAACCAUGUCAAAAAUGAGUGAAUACGACUUGUAUGGGACUAAUUUUUCGACAGAGUCUAUGAAAGUUAUAGCAGAAAGUAUAGGUAUUGGUUAUUUAGCAGAUGAUGCUGCAAAAGAAUUAGCAGAGGACAUAUCUUUUCGAAUUAAACAUAUUAUUCAAGAUGCUGCUAAAUUUAUGAACCAUGCAAAACGUUCAAAACUUUUGCAAAGUGAUGUAGAUGCAGCACUUAAAGUUAAAAAUAUAGAGCCCCAGUAUGGAUUUCAAUCUGCAGAGCCUUUACCUUUUCGAUUUGCUUCUGGAGGAGGAAGAGAACUUCAUUUUAUAGAGGAGAAAGAAGUAGAUCUUAAUGAUUUACUUCAUAAUAUUAGUCCAAAAGCACCUUUAGAAUCUACAUUACGAUCACAUUGGCUGUUUAUUGAUGGUGUUCAGCCUACAAUUCCUGAAAAUCCACCACCUGUUGCAAAAGUUAUACAGAAAUUGGAGUCUGUAGAUCCAGUUAAUAAAAAGCCUUUAAAUGAAACCUCUGGAAAACCUACAACAGGAAAACAAAAGCUAAAAAAUGUUGAAACUGUUCAAAUAAAACAGCUAGCAACACAUGAGUUGUCUGUGGAACAACAAUUAUACUACAAGGAAAUAACAGAAGCUUGUGUUGGAUCUGAUGAAGCAAGAAGAGCAGAGGCCCUUCAAAGUUUAGCUUCUGAUCCUGGUUUACACGAAAUGUUACCAAGAAUGUGUACUUUUAUUAUAGAAGGAGUGAGGGUUAAUGUAGUACAGAAUAACCUAGCAUUAUUGAUAUACCUAAUGAGAAUGGUUAAAGCCUUAUUAGACAACCAAUCAUUAUAUCUAGAAAAAUAUCUUCAUGAAUUAAUUCCAUCAGUAACAACUUGCGUUGUAUCAAAGCAGUUAUGCAUGAGGCCUGAAUUAGAUAAUCACUGGGCCUUAAGAGAUUUUGCCUCUAGGCUUAUGGCACAAAUUUGUAAAAAUUUUAACACCAGCACAAACAAUAUACAGACACGAGUAACAAGAAUGUUUACAAAUGCAUUACACCAAGAUAAAGUAGCAUUGCCUUCAUUAUAUGGAGCCCUACAGGGAUUAUCAGAGUUAGGAGCUGAAGUUACUAGAAUAUUUAUUCUACCAAAAAUAAAAAGUAUAGGUAAUAAAAUAGAAAUGUAUCUGGAUGGAAGUAUGGUGUCAAAUAUGGAAAAGAUAGCUUCUGCGAACAUUAAGGCAUUACUUAUAAAAGUAUUAGCACCUGUAUUAAAAAGCAUCCGGAAUCCACCAGAUAAUCUUGAAGAAUACAAACAGGAGUAUGGAUAUAUGGGACCAUCUUUGCAUUCAGCUGUAAUCAAAGCAAGGACUCAACCUACACCCACGUCAACUAGUUUCACAAAUGUAAAUAAUCCUAUUACCUGCACUUCCACUAUUGCCAGAGCCGUUAGCACACCUAGUGGCAUUAUUCAACAGCAAACUCCUGUGGGAGGAAGGACGAUUGUAAUGAAUCCUACACCAAGAGCGCAAAUUGCUCAGUCAAAUCAAAAGUUCGUUUUUGUAACUCAAAGACCGCAAACGCCCAUGAGUAGUUCACAUCAAAUUCAACAAAAUAACCAGUCGUCUCAAAAUACUGUUGUAAAAUUUGUAUCCAAUAAUCAAAACCAACAGAAAUUAGCGACGCAACAAAAACUAGUAGUUGUAUCUAACCCAAAUAAUCCGGCAAACUACCAGGGGCAGGUUUCAGGCAGUCAAGGAAAUACAGUACUGAUAUCAAAGCAGAAUUUUGUACAACAACAACAGCAACAACAACAAUUGCAGCAACAACAACAACUGCAGCAGCAACAACAACAACAACUGCAACAACAACAGCAACUGCAACAACAACAGCAACUGCAGCAACAACAACAGCAACUGCAACAGCAACAAUCUCCUCUUAUUGAUGAUCUAUCCCAUUUGUGUUAGAGUUUAGACAUCACGUGGAAAACGGGUAUUAUUGAAGAAUUGUGUAUAUGAAGAAUGAGAGGAGAGAAUAUCGGUUUUAAAGAUCCGUAAACUAAGGUAUGCACAUAUUUGGAAAAUGUAAACUUCAAGUCCCCCUACGAAAUUAAGGAAUUCA